Penicillium oxalicum is the source of this 4008-nucleotide messenger RNA. Its product is annotated as serine/threonine-protein kinase. Gene Ontology annotation, cellular component: cytoplasm. Gene Ontology annotation, molecular function: protein serine/threonine kinase activity; ATP binding. The record is from RefSeq and is a predicted model, not a curated record. The transcript has 10 exons. Lineage: Eukaryota; Fungi; Ascomycota; Eurotiomycetes; Eurotiales; Aspergillaceae. Gene Ontology annotation, biological process: protein phosphorylation. The coding region runs from base 1 to 4008 and encodes 1335 amino acids.
AUGGUCUCUCGCUCCGGCGAAGCCAGUGAGGGGCAGCGACCCCUCACGCCAUCACGAACGCCGGGCACGCCUCUGAAACCGCGUUUGACCCGAGCUGGCACCAGCCCAGUCAAGCGCGACGAUAAACUCAGAGAAGAGAAAGGACCGAAGACAUCUGCUAAGGAUGUCGCAGAGCUCAAGGACUAUCAACUGGGCGACUGUCUUGGAAAGGGCGCAUUUGGAUCAGUCUAUCGAGCCUUGAAUUGGAACACAGGAGAGACUGUUGCGGUGAAACAGAUCAAGUUGACUGAUCUCCCGACCACCGAAUUGCGUGUGAUCAUGCUCGAAAUUGAUUUGCUCAAAAACCUCGAUCACCCGAACAUCGUCAAGUACCACGGAUUCGUCAAAUCCGUUGAAACUCUAAAUAUUAUCCUAGAGUACUGCGAAAAUGGCUCGUUACAUUCUAUCGCUAAAAACUUUGGUCGCUUCCCUGAGAAUCUGGUUGGCCUGUACAUGUCUCAGGUGUUGCAUGGGCUCUUGUAUCUGCACGAACAGGGUGUCAUUCACCGAGACAUCAAGGGAGCCAACAUUCUGACCACCAAAGAAGGUCUAGUCAAAUUGGCUGAUUUUGGAGUUGCUAGCCGCACGACGGGAUUGAGCGAGUCAAGCGUGGUCGGCACCCCGUAUUGGAUGGCCCCGGAGGUGAUUGAGCUAUCUGGAGCAACAACAGCGUCAGAUAUUUGGAGCUUGGGAUGUACCGUCAUUGAGCUGCUUGAGGGCAAACCUCCAUACCAUAAUCUUCAGCCAAUGCCCGCUCUCUUCCGGAUCGUGAAUGACGAUCAUCCCCCUCUCCCACAGGGCGCUUCCCCAGCAGUGAAAGACUUCUUGAUGCAAUGUUUCCAAAAAGAUCCAAAUCUUCGGGUAUCAGCCAGGAAGCUACUCAAGCACCCGUGGAUCGUCAAUGCCCGCCGAACCGAUUCAGUCGUUCCAAAGAAGUCCACGGAAUACGAGGAAGCUGUGAAGAGUGUGCAAGAGUGGAAUGAGGCUUUACGAUCACCUGGUGCCGGGACCUUGAGGAAGCCGAACAACAAAUUUGAUCCGAGCGCUGGAUCCCUGCCCACUGCUCGCAGCAGUUCCUUGGUCGACACGCUUCCAUCGCCUACAUCGAUCAAGAUCGCCGAUCGCUUUCGGUCACCGUCGUCCAACGAAGACGACAAUUGGGACGAUGAUUUUGUGACUGCAAUUUCUCCAAGUGCGUUGCAGCUGCCUCACCUGCGGCCGCAGGACAAUUUCGGGGGCAAACUCUCGCCUGAGAAGCUGAAAGCAUUCGCAUCUCUCGAUGGCACCAUCAUCAGGGGAGAGGAGAGUCUCGAUGGCUCCGACGGCAGUGCGUGUGGCUCAUUCUCGGGCGACAACGAUCCUUUGCAGACCAUCCGCCCGUACUCAGCCAAGGCAUCAUCGAUCGAACCUUCUAAGAAUCGCAGCCCGUCAAGGCGCCGCCAGUCCAAAGUACAGCCAGCCUCGGCCCUGCAAAAUGUUCCAAUGUUGUCCCAGACUCCAACUCCACCCAUUCGACGACCCCGGCCGGCCGUCUUGUAUAAAGAAAAUUCCGUCGAGGAUUAUACAGAUCUGAUCAUGGCCAACGAGGAUGUCCUGGAUCGGAAGCUAGGAAUAUUUCAUGAAAUGGACGAUGACCCAGACUCUCCCACCCAUGACAAAGACUGGCAUUUCGACGAUGAACUGGCUGGUCAUCAUCCCCAACUGCGAAAACAACUCUCUGUCAAGCGUGAUCGUUCAACCAUCGAGAUACAAAGAUUUGCAGAGAAUGAGAGCGACGAAGACUUCUCCGACAUUCUUGGGGCCGAUCAGGUGGCUCUCGAUAAACCAGAGAGCGACAAUGGUUCAGAUCAGAGUACUCUUAUGCUGAACUCCAAGUUGUCGAAUAACUCGUGGCUAGGUGACCAGGAUGACGAUGAUGACCCCUUCGCACAGCUAGAAGAAGGAUUUGACGAAAUGGACCUUGAAGCCAACAUUGCCCGUGACAAGUACGCCCGUCUGCGGAGCCAAGUUGAAGGCUUAGUCGGCUCUUUGAAGACAUCACAAGAUGAGGAUGUUCUCGCGGAGAUUUCCGAGCAGCUCCUUACAGUGUUCUGCGAUCUUCCUGAAACGAAGAAUAUAAUUAUUAGCGCUCACGGCAUGCUGCCAAUUUUGGAAAUUCUAGACACCUCACGUCGGCGAGAUACUGUGUACUAUCUCCUCAGAGUGGUGAAUGCAAUCAUCUACAACGACUAUGAGAUUCAAGAGAAUCUCUGCUUCGUGGGCGGUAUCCCAAUCGUGAACGAGUUCGCAUCGAAGAAAUAUCCACGGGAGAUUCGACUGGAAGCGGCUGCUUUUGUGCAGCAAAUGUUCCAGACAUCCACACUCACGCUACAGAUGUUCGUGAGCGCGGGCGGUCUCAACGUCCUGGUCGAGUUUUUGGAGGAUGACUAUGAGGAUGAGCGCGAUCUAGUCCUCAUUGGAGUGAAUGGCAUUUGGAGCGUGUUUGAAUUACAAGGGUCUACGCCCAAAAACGACUUUUGCAGGAUCUUAUCCCGCAAUUCCGUGCUUGAUCCACUCUCCCUUGUCCUCAGCCGGGUCUUGAAUGAAGAUGGAGAGCUGGCCGAGGUCAUCGAAGGUCGUAUUGCAAACAUUUUCUUUAUAUUCUCCCAGGCCGAAAACCACGUCAAAGAGAUGGUCGCGGAGCGGACCGUCUUACAUCGGGUUCUCAAGGAAUUGCGGCGGAUGUCGCCAGUGCACCAGGUUACAAUGCUCAAGUUUAUCAAGAAUCUGUCGAUGCUUUCAACUACUCUGGAUGCACUGCAGAAUUCGAAUGCGAUCGACGUGCUCACCGAACUCCUCCAAUCCACCAUGGGGCGCAGCCACUUCCGCGAAGUCUCGAAUCAGAUUUUGAAUACAAUUUACAACAUGUGUCGAUUGAACAAGACUCGCCAGGAAGACGCGGCACUGAAUGGCAUUGUGCCCUUACUUCAAAGGAUUGUGAAAACAGAGCGCCCCCUUAAAGAAUUUGCACUACCCAUUCUGUGUGAUAUGGCUCAAUCUGGAAAGGUUGGUCGUCGAGAGCUAUGGCGCAAUAAGGGACUUGCAUUUUACAUCUCGCUUCUCGCGGAUCCUUACUGGCAAGUUACUGCUUUGGAUGCCAUCUUCACCUGGCUUCAAGAGGAAACGGCCAAGGUUGAAGAGCAUUUACUGGACAAUCGCCAUGACAAAACGUCCUUCACAGAUGCCAUUGUACGGUGUCUUGCGCUCUCCAAAGCAAAUUCUUUUGAAAAUCUGCUCGAGCCACUUCAAAAGCUCUUGCGUCUCAGUCCCCCGGUCGCCUCCACUCUGGCAAGGCCCGAUCUCUUUAGUCGACUUGGGCAGAAACUUCAUCACAACAAAGCGGCAGUCCGAUUGAACCUCCUUCGCAUCAUUUCCAGCAUCUGUGACUCCACUGAACAGCAAGGUGGCUUACUUGCCACGUAUGGCUUGCUGGACGCAAUCCGAGAACUUGAGAACGACCCUGCCAUCUUGGUGCGAGACAUGGCAGGAAAGUUGGUUCAGUCCAGCGAACGAAGUAGUAACUCGCUCGGUCUUAUGCGCAGACCCACGAGCCGUCGGAAGAGCACUUCCACACCCAGCCCUAACCCUUUCUCCGGCUCUACGCCCUCCACGCCCUCGAGCAAUCGCAACAGUCAGUCUCGAUCAUUCCUCGAAACCCGCGAGACGCCCCGUCAUUCUCGCAAUGCUCUCUCCGGUUCAUCUUUUGCGCUUCGGCCAGGAAGUCGUGAUGGCACCACCUCAUCAUUGGGUUCUGCCCUGAAUGGAAGUGCCGCAGCAGCGCGAUCUCGGAUGCCGCGAGGCAUGUCUAAUCGGCUUUCCCAGGUCGAGUUUCUUCAAGAUGAUGAUAAAGCCCAGAGCUCUUUGAAUCGUCGGAGCUCGGUCAUGCCGCGUCGUCGUCGCCCCACCAAUGCAGAGUCCGAAUGGACAUGA